AUGUCUGCCCGCCCGGCAACUCCGGCGUCCCCUAGGAACGUCAAGGUCAAGUCGCCGUCUCCGGGGACCCCAAUGUUCGGCUGCGAGCAUGUACAGCUCCUACUUUCACAAGGGCAAGAAGUCAUGAACAGCUCGAUAGCUCACUACAAGAUGAUACUACGAGGCAUCUUUGAUGCGACUCCCAUCGUGCCCCAGACGUCGACGAAUCAGGAGGGGCGGCCCGUCACGUCCUUGACGAGCAACUAUCUUUGCCUUCAAUGUCCGACCACGGUUUCGGAAGAGGAUCGCUUGAGGCACGGGACGAAGAAAUCGCACCGCUUCUACGUGGAUUCUCGAAGCGGCUCCCUCUAUUGUCAAAUCUGUGAUGACUUGGUAUGGGACCCGACUCUCGAGGAGCUUAGAGUGCGCAAGAUAGGGACCGGAUCGUUUUCAGGUCGCAAGAGGAAACACGACGAGCUCUUCACGGACUCGAUCAAAGACGAUCCCCGCUACAUCAGCUCCAACACCACAGCAGCCUCGUGCCGGGCAACAAAUGGCCUGCGGGGCAUCUACAACGCAGGAGCAACUUGCUAUCAGAACGUUGUUCUCCAGAGCUUCCUGCACAACCCUCUACUCCGUAACUUCUACCUCAGCGAUGGGCAUCAAAGUAACGAAUGCAGCGUUCAGCACUGCCUCAGCUGUGCCAUGGAUGACAUGUUCCAAGACUUUUAUGCCUUGGAGAAUACCAACGGUUACACGGCAGCCAACAUUCUCUCUGGCUUUUGGAUAUCGGAGAAGAAGGCCUUUGAGAACCUAGUCACGACAAAGGAACAGGAUGCGCACGAGUUCUUCCAGUUCUUGGCCGAGGAACUCCACGAGCGCAAUGGCGACGGCAAAAGACCCGAGAUUGGCAGCGAGCACAGCUGCAACUGCAUUAUCCACCAAACAUUUUAUGGCAAAAUGCAAACCACGACGACGUGCCAGAACUGCAAGGGCACGACGCAUGCGGUCCAGUCUUUUCUGGACCUUAGCCUUGGCUUGGACAACCUGGCGCAGAAGCGAGCCAAGAAGACAGGCCAGAAGAGGCCGGCCCUGACGCUGACCGACUGUCUGGACGAGGAAUACGUUAGGUUUGACAAGUGCGAGUACCGCUGCCACGCUUGUGCCUCGGCGCAACAAGCGAAGAGGUACACCAGCAUCAAGCGUUUGCCCAACGUCUUGUCCAUACAGCUCAAGCGCUUUGAGUACAAGCAGGGAAGACACGACCGAGCAGCGUCAAAAAUCGACAAUGUGGUCCAAUUUCCUCUCCAGCUCAACAUGCUUCCUUACACAAACCGCGUUCGUAGUCGCGACAGCCGCGAGAACCUGGAGCUGGAAAGGUCCUGCACGUACGAUCUGCUAAGCGUGGUGGUCCACGUUGGAGAGAUUGAAACGGGGCAUUACGUGUCAUACUGUCGCGUUGGCGAUCAGUGGUUCAAGUUCAACGAUCACAAGGUCGAAUUGGCGAGUGUAUCAGAGGUGCUUGGCGCCCAAGCCUAUUUGCUGUUCUACAUCAUCCGGUCCCUGGCUUAG
This is a messenger RNA of Hirsutella rhossiliensis, 1551 nucleotides long. Its product is annotated as ubiquitin carboxyl-terminal hydrolase domain-containing protein. The transcript has 6 exons. Gene Ontology annotation, molecular function: cysteine-type endopeptidase activity; cysteine-type deubiquitinase activity. The record is from RefSeq and is a predicted model, not a curated record. The coding region runs from base 1 to 1551 and encodes 516 amino acids. Gene Ontology annotation, cellular component: cytosol; nucleus. NCBI's taxonomy places the organism in Eukaryota, Fungi, Ascomycota, Sordariomycetes, Hypocreales, Ophiocordycipitaceae.